CGGCCCCUAUUAAGUGUCUCUGCCUGUAUGUCGCUUCGGAGGAAAGCAUCCGCAUUUAAUGAAUACAACUAUUAGUCACACUCUUGUGGAGGAAGUCCAAAGGAAUCUUAGCUGACCGUGUUUCUCUUUUUUUUUUUAAUCUGUUUCAGUUCAACAUUUGGGCUCCAGAUACAGGAUCCAAAGAAUAAUAGCAAAGUAAAACAGAACAUGUUCUGCACUGUAUUAAAGAAAAGUUGCUGAUAGGCUAUUUUCUCUUUUCUUUCAGUUUGAAACAGGAGUGGGUUUUGAAUAACAGUAAUUCCCCUCUUGAUCUGAGCCAUACUUAUGUUACUGGUCUCCGUGUCUUGUUGGAAAGAACAUUGAUUUUUACUACAGCCAAGAUAUAGGCAUUCUGACCUCAUAGACAGUAAAGUGUGCAUAUGAAGAAUAUCUAUCUUGAAAUGUUUAUGGCUUUGUUACUGUGCGGGAGUUUAUAAGGCCGUUUAGCCAUUGUGUUGGACUUUGAUUGUAUCUUACUUUCAACAAGAGUGGGACACAGUCGUAUUUGUGGUCUACUUUCAAACAAAUAGGCUACAAUACAGUUGACCUUUUCAGGAUGACUAUUUUCGCAGUGGCUAAAAGAGAUUUUCCGUAACUGGCAACAGUAAUGGACCGAAGUGACUAAAACUACUGCGCAGGACUGGAUUGAAGCCUUGUGUUUUCUCUCUACGGUGCCUGAGCGGUUCUCUAACCGUGUGAUGGGGGAGCCGAAGCGGAGGGCGAGCACGGCCGCGGGUGUGCGGCCUCGUGGAAACACUGAGGUAGGAGACGCCAGAAGCCUUCGAGUGAAGAUGGUGCUACUGGGGAGCUCCGGAGUGGGCAAGUCUAGCCUGGCUCUGCGGUUCAGCAGGGACGAGUUUAAACACAACGUACCCACUGUGGGAUGUGCUUACCUGACACAGGUCGUGUGUGUGAGCGACGUCACGCUCAGGUUUGAGAUCUGGGACACGGCAGGAGAGGAGAAGUACCACAGCGUCACGCCGUUGUACUACAGAGGAGCCCACGCUGCGCUGGUGGUGUACGACAUCAGCAAACGGGACACAUUUGUCAGGGCUCAGAUGUGGAUAAAAGAAUUAGAGAAGUUUUACAUCCCUGGCUCCACAGUCCUGGGGCUGGUGGGCAACAAAGGAGACCUUUCUGAUGUCCGCCAGGUCUCACAGCAGGAGGGGAGAAGCCUAGCGAUAGACAGAGGCUUGCUGUUCAUGGAAACCUCAGCCAUGUCAGGGAAUCAAACCAGCGAACUGCUGCAGGACAUAGCCCUCAGAGUGAAGAGGAGUGUUCUGGAACCGUCCGGGGUUCUGUCACACUGGGAUGAGUCAGAGUGUGUGGACCUACGACAAGCUGUGACCCUCAACCCCCUACUGGCCUCCUGCUGCCCCUCGGUUGGGCCUUAACAUGUGUGGGUGUGGGUGUGGGUGUGUGUGAUAGAGCAAAAGAGGGAGUGUGUGUGCGUGUGGGUGUUUUUGUGAUAGAGAAACAGAGAAAGAGAGAAGGAAUGAGAGACAGUUUGUGAAAACAGGAAGUAGGAAGUAUACAUACUGUUUGUAACAUUUUAGUAAUGAAAUGAACUAUUACCAGUACCAGUCACAGCAUAUUGGACAGUGAGAAUCCGCAUGAUCAAGUGUGGAUUUACUUUAAUGUGUGUACAUUUUCCAUAACACUUGUUUACUGAGAAAGAAAAUAUGUCCUACAUGUUAUUGUAAGAACAAGGAUGACAAAGUGAAGGCUGUCACAAAUGUUUUCAUUUGCUGACGAUGCUCUUAGUUGUGCCUGUAUUAGUUUUGCUCAGUACAUGUGUGUGCAUGUUUACACGUGUGUGCAUGUUUACAUGUAUGCGUGUUCAUGUACUGUGUGUAUUUAUAUGCAAAUGCACGUCCUAUCUGUCUAUACCUGCAUGUGUGUCUAUCUGUAUGCCUGUUUUGCAUGCAGAUUGCACAGCACGCUUCUGCAUGUGAAAAAUCUCUCUCAACCAGAGACAUUUAAAUCCUCCUCUCCCACAAUCAGGGCCCGUCAUCGGGGAUUUCAGAGCAUCGCUCCCAGAGUGGGCUUCCUGUCCUCAUCUCUCCUCAAUAUACUGACGCACUGAGUGGUCCCACGUUUUUUCGCCAAGAGAGUUCUCCAAGGCAGUUCAUUCAGUUCACGCUAAAUUGUAAACAUGGCAGCAAGGUUGGGUGAUGAAUCUCUUCUGAGAGGAGGCUGUAAACAGAGGGAGCAGCCGUUUGAAGGGCCAACAAGACUGCUGGUAUUAAUUUUCUUUUAGCACUUGAGAGAAAAUUUAAAAAAGGCUGAUUGGGGCCAGGGACGUGUCAAAACAGUAGAUGGAUAUUUUAAUUGGUUUGUUUUUCACCGACCUCUAUAGUCAUAGGUUGAGCGUAAAUUGAGCAUAAAAAAACACGUUCACGUUUUCAAGUGGAAAGUGAGUGCCGAGUCCUCCGUGUCAACAACUGUAGUAGCAACGGCUGAAAUAUCUCCAGAGACCAGUACUUUUACCAAUUAAUAAUUUAACUUUAUUCAUCAUCAGAUAUCAACAAACAAAAUGACAGUGAAUGGAAAGUAAAUGAGGUGGAA
This is a messenger RNA of Osmerus eperlanus (European smelt), 2607 nucleotides long. Its product is annotated as ras-related protein Rab-17-like. Gene Ontology annotation, molecular function: GTPase activity; GTP binding. Gene Ontology annotation, cellular component: endosome. The transcript has 5 exons. The record is from RefSeq and is a predicted model, not a curated record. Bases 738 to 1433 code for a protein of 231 amino acids. Lineage: Eukaryota; Metazoa; Chordata; Actinopteri; Osmeriformes; Osmeridae. Gene Ontology annotation, biological process: vesicle-mediated transport.